Messenger RNA from Antechinus flavipes (yellow-footed antechinus), 1634 nucleotides. RefSeq names its product cytochrome P450 2A13-like. The record is from RefSeq and is a predicted model, not a curated record. Gene Ontology annotation, biological process: xenobiotic metabolic process; coumarin metabolic process. Gene Ontology annotation, cellular component: cytoplasm; intracellular membrane-bounded organelle. Lineage: Eukaryota; Metazoa; Chordata; Mammalia; Dasyuromorphia; Dasyuridae. Gene Ontology annotation, molecular function: iron ion binding; heme binding; oxidoreductase activity, acting on paired donors, with incorporation or reduction of molecular oxygen, reduced flavin or flavoprotein as one donor, and incorporation of one atom of oxygen. The coding region runs from base 58 to 1545 and encodes 495 amino acids. The transcript has 9 exons.
GACUUAGCACUUGUCCAAAUCUCAGAGAACUGCAGUCACGCUUCUCUCAUUUCCACCAUGCUGGCCUCUGGGCUGCUGCUAGGGGCAUUAUUCUUUUGCCUCUCUAUCCUGUUGAUACAUUCUGUUUGGAGACAAAGGAAGAUCCGAAGCAGGCUUCCCCCUGGACCCACCCCCCUCCCUUUCAUCGGCAACUACCUGCAACUCAACACCCAAAAGAUGUAUGAUUCCCUCAUGAAGAUUGGGGAAAAAUAUGGUCCCGUAUUUACAGUGCAUCUGGGGCCCAGGACUGUCAUAGUCCUGACGGGCUAUGAGGCUGUGAAGGAAGCACUGGUUGACCAAGCAGAAGAGUUCUCUGGUCGGGGGGAGCAAGCCACCUUCAGUUGGCUACUUGAAGAAUUUGGUGUGGUUUUCAGUAAUGGAGAGAGGGCCCGGCAGCUGCGGCGAUUCUCCAUCACCACCCUCAGGGACUUCGGCAUGGGCAAGAGGGGCAUUGAGGAGCGUAUCCAAGAAGAGGCCAGCUUCCUCGUUGAGGCUUUGCGAGAUACAAAAGGAGUAGCCAUCGAUCCCACCUUCUUCCUGAGCCGCACGGUCUCCAAUGUCAUCAACUCCAUUGUCUUUGGUGAUCGCUUUGAAUAUGAGGACAAACAGUUCCUGGCCCUGUUGCGUAUGGUGUUGGGGAGCUUCCAGUUCACAGCCACAUCCAUGGGACAGCUAUACGAGAUGUUCUCUGGAGUGAUGCAGCAUCUGCCAGGACCCCAGCAGCAAGCAUUCAAGGAAUUAAAAGGACUGGAGGCCUUCAUCACUGAGAAGGUCCGGCAGAACCAAGCCACCCUGGACCCUAACUCCCCCCGGAACUUCAUUGACUCGUUCCUGAUCAAGAUGCAGGAGGAAAAGAAAAAUCCCAACACCGAAUUCUUCAUGAGGAACCUGAUCAUGACCACCCUAAACCUGUUUUUCGCUGGCACAGAGACUGUUAGUACAACUCUUCGCUAUGGCUUCAUUCUUCUACUGAAGCAUCCAGAGGUGGAAGCCAAAAUCUAUGAGGAAAUCGAUCAGGUGAUUGGGCGGAACCGAUCACCCAAAUUUGAGGACAAAGCCAAGAUGCCGUACACAGAGGCCGUCAUCCAUGAGAUCCAGAGGUUUGGCAACAUGCUCCCCAUGGGUUUGGCCCGGCGGGUCACCAAAGACACCAACUUUCGGGGCUACCUUAUUCCCAAGGGCACAGAAGUUUAUCCCAUGCUGGGCUCAGUAUUGAGAGAUCAAAACUUCUUUGCCUGCCCCGAAACCUUCAACCCCCAGCACUUCCUGGAUGAAAAGGGCCAGUUCAAGAAGAAUGAUGGUUUUGUCCCCUUCUCCAUUGGCAAACGCUACUGUUUUGGUGAAGGCCUGGCCAGAAUGGAGCUCUUCCUCUUCCUCACCACCAUCCUGCAGAAUUUCCACUUCCAGUCUCCACUUCCAACCGAAGCCAUCGAUAUCUCCCCCCAGAUGGUGGGCUUUGCUACCAUCCCCCCCACCUACACCAUGUCAUUUCUGCCCCGAGGAUGAGGCUGAGCUCAGGCAGCCACAACAGAAACAGAAGGAGCCCACAGGAGUCCUGGCUUGAGGAUGUACUAAUAAAGUCUGAACCCCCAGAA